Molecule: messenger RNA, 5688 nt
Organism: Brassica rapa (field mustard)
Lineage: Eukaryota; Viridiplantae; Streptophyta; Magnoliopsida; Brassicales; Brassicaceae
Product: inactive protein kinase SELMODRAFT_444075
Biological process (GO): protein phosphorylation
Molecular function (GO): ATP binding; protein tyrosine kinase activity
Source: RefSeq, a predicted model, not a curated record
AAUUUGUCAUUUUAUUACUUGGUUAGUGUCAUUUCCUGAGUGGUGCCGACAUUUUGAAUGGUUGAUUAAUAAAAAACAUUAUUAUUUUGGUGCGGAAAUUUUUCUAUGGAUCUCAUCUGUCGAUUAUCAUGACUGCUGAGUAGUUUCUUCGUAAUCUUAUUUAAUUCAGUGUUGCCAGUAGUAAACGGAGCAUAACUUAACAACUAUCACCUAAAACACUUAAUCAAAUACCUAUAAUAUUAAUUAAGCGGUUUAGACAUUUAUAAAUUAUCAUAUAUUAAAUUUAUAUAAUAAUUUAUUUUAAAUAUCAUUAUUCAAAAGUAAUAAAUUUAUAUUAUAAAAUUUUCAUAAGAUUUUGUACGAUAAUAAUUAUUAUCAUUUAUAAAUAAUAUUCUAUUUUUUAUUUUUAAAAUUGUAUUUGUCUGAGCGAUAGAGUGUGAUUGUUUGACACUUCUAGCGAGAACAUUUCAGCUGAAAACAUAAUUAUUCUCAUUUUCACUAAAACUAAACCAAUCAGGUGAAAAAGCAUUUUACAUAUUUUACUCUGAUUACUGUACAUUCAAAGGUAAAAUCAUUUAUUUUGUUCCUUACAGUUUUGGUGGAGGAAAAGUGUUGCACUGGUUUCCACUUUCUAUUUGUACCUUUAUUACAUUUUUACUCCGCAACUUUUACUCUCAUUUCUUCUACUUUUUGUUACUCUAGGUUCAGCUAUAAUUACCAAUGACACCCUUAGAAAUAAUUUGUCACCAUUUUAAGGGGUCUAACACAUAAGUGUUUAAGAGGGGCAUUUAAAAUGUUUUUCGAACAUUACUCCUUAAACUCUUAGAUUCUGCUUAUGUUUUCUUAAUGAAAUUAUUGGUUGAUCAAAAAAAAAAAAGAACAUUACUAAAACUUUUCUUCAGCCCAAUUAUUUUUUGUAAAAAAAUACCAUUUAAUAGCAUUAAAAAAGAGUGUGACAAGACGAUACUGUGAUAACAGCCGUAACUGUUCAGCAUCCGGAGCCGACGGACUGGUCGGAGAAACUCAGCAUCAAAUGGCCCAGCGAUGGUGACAUGUUUCCUAAACUCAAAAUAGAUAGUAAUAAAUUGGACAAAUCUUCUAAAACAAGUUUUUAUAACAAAAAUAGCACAAAGAAGAAAAUGAUUCGAAUAAAUUUUAUUAAGAAACAAAAGACUAAGUUUUCCUUAAUGCAUAAUACAUUUGAUAUAAAUAAAUAUUUUUAAAACAAAUAUUUUUAUCAUUUAAAAUUUUACAUACUAAAUUCUAAAUUCUACACCAUGAUCCCCAAACCCUAAACUAUUUCCUCCUCAAAAUUUAAACUUUAAAUCUACAGAUUAAUUUAUUCAAGAGAUAUAUGUCUUUUCUCUUUAGUGAAAUUCAUUUUUGUCAUUUAUUAUUUUUUUUACUAUUAGAAGAUAUUUCUCUAAUAAAUUCUUGUUAGUUAUUCUGUUAUUUCAUCAUUUUAAAAAAUCCAUCGAAAGUCUGCAUUGGGGGUGUUAUUGAAACAUAUAUUUGGUCAAGUAACAAAAGAUUUUUUUUUUGUUAAUUAAUGACUUUUUUUGGUUUAUCAAAACAUAUUUUAGCAUUUGUUUCUUCAAGAUUAUUCAAAUUUGAAAGUAGAUAUUGAAUCACGAAGUGUUACGUGUUUUCUUCUUUAUGAUUUUGUUAUUUUAAGUUUUAUACAUGUUGAUGAUGUGUAUUAAAAUGAUUUUUAAAUCAGAUAUAUGUAUAUAUUAUAUUUUUUUACACUUAAUAAUAUUUAAACGGAAAAUUUUCUUAAAACAGUAUUUCUUCUGUUUCAUGAAAGUGUAAUUUUGAUAUUUUUGCAUAGAAUAAGAAAGUGAUUAAAAUGCAUUUAUUUUUUUAAUAAACACAUUUAUUAAUUGAGAUAACUAAAUAUAUUUAUAAAAUUAAAAUAUUUGGUAAUUUAUAUUUAUUUUAAAAUAGGUAUAAAUUUCAUUGAAAUUCUAAAUUAACAAUUCUUUGUAUAACAAGAAAAGUUAUUAAUAACCGUUUUAUGAGACGAGACAUAUGGAAUAUUUAUUAAAAGAUGAUAUGGCUAAAUUACUCCAAAUUUUAAAGCUUACUCUAAUCUCAACCUUAUAAAUAUUAAAUCAUAAACUCUAAUAACUAUACACUAAAUCUAAAUAUUAUAAAUAUUUAUAAAAAUUAUAUUUUUAGAAUUUUUCCUUAUAUUAAUUUUUUAUAAUAAAACGUUGGUUAGUUUAUUUGAAUGUGUUUCUAUAACACUAACGCACUCAUUGGUUUAAAUUUCAAAAUUUCAAGGAUGUUUUUAAAUCACAGACUGUUUUGACAAAUAAAGAAGCAACCAUAAAAGCUGAUUUCAUAUUUUCGCGCUUUUUCUCCUUGUUUCUACCUGAGCAGCAUUUAUGCUGCCUGCUCUCUAGAUUUUCUACACUGUCUUGUUAUCAUCUCUAUAAAAGUGCUUUUGAUGUUAAAAGCAGAAAAUUUUCAAGUCAGACAAAACAUAGCAACAUCAAUGCUUCAACUGAAUACUACUACUAAUUAAUAAUCUUCUGUCUUCUUCAAGUGAGAUAAUUAAUAAACAUAGCGAAACCAUUGCUUGUUUUCAUGGCGGUGAAAUAUAUGAAUGCUUAGCUUGGUGAGAAAUUCUGAAACAAGAAAUAAUAGUGUCCUUGUGAUGCAGGUUGUACAUAAUGUAUACACAUAGUUUAUAUAUCUGAUUCUUGAUGCUUUUUUUUGUGUAUUCAAGAAAGGAUUUAAUUUAAUUUAUUCAUCUAUUUCCAUAGCUAUCCAUUAUUUUUGCAAGUCUAGUUAUUUUGGCAGUUUCUUUAAAUCUUCCGUUUCAAAAAAAAAAAAAAAUCAUCCAUUUCAUUCUCUUACUGUAGGUGUGAUCUUGAAGAUUUGGCAGAUACUGUUGAAAGUGGACUGAAGCAGAGAUAUUUGAUUUUUUUUUUUUGUUGCCCUUUCUCUUGUGGAAAGGGUUAGAUCCACCACAAGUGGAAGAGGCUUCAUUUCCUCUGUCUGUUUCUUGAGAAACAUUGACUCAGUGAUUUGACAAAAAGAAGGAUAGGUUAGAGUUAUUGGAAAGAGAGGAAAAAGUGUAUCUCUUUGGAUCCUUUGGAGAUUUCAGCCUAAAUUAUUGAAAGCCUACAAUGAGUUUUGGAUUCAUAUAGCUUCAAAAAGCUGGUGUGGAAUCUCAAAAGAGGGAGUUUUUUGGCUGAGGGCUUUGUGUUUUAUGUUUUGAGGUUAAUGUGAUUCAGUGAGAAGAAAGUGGUGAGUGAGAGGUCUUGUCAUGUCUACAAGUUUUGUAUCCAUCUGCAACUCAAGCCGUGUGUUUGGUUUGGCCUUGUCUUGAUGUCCAACUUGCCUUAAUAAUGCAUUCAUCAUUACAAAAUCUCUACAGGUUUCAGUAGAAAUCAAUCUUCUUAAAAGAGAGAUAGGAAUCUAGAGAAUAGUUAUUGCAUUUAAGUCUUAAAAUGAUCAGAGGAAAACAUGAGAAGAGACCAAGUUCUAAUGGGACUGAGAAGGUUCUUGUUGCUGUUAAAGCAUCUAGGGAGAUUUCAAAGACAGCAUUGGUUUGGGCUUUGACACAUAUUGUUCAUCCUGGAGACUGCAUAACUCUUGUUGUUGUUGUCACUUCUCACAAUGCUGGUACUACUUUCUCUUCUUUGGUACUAAGUCAUGGAGAUGUACUGACCUAUGUUUUAAUCCAUUGUCUUGUUUGUUUAGGUCGAAAGCUUUGGACUCUCCCUAAGUUUGCUGGAGACUGUGCAAGUGUUCAUAGGAAACCACAUUCUGAUGCAAUCCCUGAGAUAAAAAGUGACCUCACUGAUACUUGUUCUCAAAUGAUUCUCCAGCUUCAUGAUGUCUAUGACCCAAACAAGGUUACUAACUUAGCCCAUAACCAAAACAUUAAAAAAACAGUUAAUCUCAUGUUUUUUUUUUGGAAGGUUAAUGUUAGGAUCAAAAUUGUUUCUGGAUCACCAUGUGGAGCUGUUGCAUCUGAGGCCAAGGAAUCACAAGCAACUUGGGUAGUUCUGGAUAAGCACCUUAAGCAAGAAAUGAAGCGGUGCAUUGAUGAGCUACAAUGUAACAUUGUGGCCAUAAAGCGUUCUCAAGCAAAAGUUCUGCGGUUGAACUUGGUCGGUUCACCAACAACAAAAGAUGCAGUGAAAGAGAACAAAAGCAGGUCGUUAGGUUCUGUUGGAGCAGUAGUUACAACUCCUUUGAGCAGUCCUGAGGUGGGCACACCAUUCACAGGUACAGAAGCUGGGACAUCAUCAGUGGCUAGCUCUGAUCUUGGAACAUCAUCGCCUAUUUUCACAGCGGAAGUGAAAAAGGAUGAUACUAAUGCUGCUCAAGAAACCAAGAUUUCAAGGCGGAGUGAUUCUGAGACUAGUGGAAACAUAAGAGGAGCAGUUUCACUAUCACGAAAUGCUCCUCCGGUUCCACCUCCUCUCUGCUCUAUAUGUCAGCACAAAGCACCUGUAUUUGGAAAACCACCGAGGUUUUUCUCUUACAAAGAGUUAGAGCUUGCAACAAAAGGGUUUUCACAAUCUAACUUCUUGGCAGAAGGAGGGUUUGGAUCUGUUCAUAGAGGUGUGUUACCUGAAGGACAGAUUGUAGCGGUAAAGCAACACAAACUAGCUAGUACUCAAGGAGAUGUAGAGUUCUGCUCUGAAGUAGAGGUUUUGAGCUGUGCUCAGCAUAGAAACGUGGUUAUGCUAAUUGGUUUCUGCAUUGAACAAAGCAGAAGACUCUUGGUCUAUGAGUACAUAUGCAAUGGUUCAUUAGACGCUCAUCUAUACGGUCGCCAUAAGGAUACUUUGGAGUGGCCUGCAAGGCAGAAAAUAGCGGUUGGAGCGGCUCGAGGUCUUAGAUAUCUUCAUGAAGAGUGUAGAGUGGGCUGCAUUGUUCACAGAGACUUAAGGCCUAACAAUAUACUAAUCACUCAUGACUACGAACCACUGGUUGGAGAUUUUGGUUUAGCGCGGUGGCAGCCUGAUGGAGAGCUCGGUGUAGACACACGCAUAAUAGGAACUUUCGGCUACUUAGCUCCAGAGUAUACUCAAAGUGGUCAGAUCACAGAGAAAGCUGAUGUUUACUCAUUUGGGGUUGUACUUAUCGAGCUAAUCACGGGUCGUAAAGCCAUGGAUAUCUCCAGACCAAAAGGACAACAAUGUUUAACUGAAUGGGUAAACACUGCAAACUUAAAAAGGUUUCUUGUUUCUCAAGUUUUCUUUAAGCUCAUUUCAGGGUUUGGUGAGCAGGCUAGGUCUAGAUUAGAAGAGUAUGCGGUUGAAGAGCUGGUUGAUCCGAAGCUGGAGAAGAGAUAUUCAGAGACAGAAAUUAUCUGUAUGAUUCAUACAGCUUCAUUGUGUAUACGCAGAGAUCCGCAUGUGCGUCCUCGUAUGUCUCAGGUGUUGCGUUUACUGGAAGGAGACAUGUCAGUGAAUGAGAGGUUUAGUGGAAGAUUAUCGACUGAGAGAAGUCAGAGAUCAGUGAGAUAGUUAUGUACUAAUGAUGAUGUUAAUGACUAAAUAACGUAACUAACCAACAAAACAUGUUGUCAACAAAUUGUUCUUAUCUCUCUCAGUCACACAAAAACUAUUUAUGUUAUCGUCGAGUGAGAGAAGUCAGAGAUUAGUGAUAAUCUUGUACUAAAUAUGUUAAUGAUUAAAAUAAAGUAAUCAACCAACAAAA